Trichomycterus rosablanca is the source of this 4006-nucleotide messenger RNA. It is a transcript of the gene dnajb12b, whose product is annotated as DnaJ heat shock protein family (Hsp40) member B12b. Gene Ontology annotation, cellular component: endoplasmic reticulum membrane. Gene Ontology annotation, molecular function: Hsp70 protein binding. The transcript has 9 exons. NCBI's taxonomy places the organism in Eukaryota, Metazoa, Chordata, Actinopteri, Siluriformes, Trichomycteridae. Gene Ontology annotation, biological process: cellular response to misfolded protein. The coding region runs from base 58 to 1161 and encodes 367 amino acids. The record is from RefSeq and is a predicted model, not a curated record.
GGACUGUUUAUGUAUGUGAUGAGUGAGAGCUGGUUUGUGUGGAUGUAAUACAGAGAAAUGGAGGUAAAUAAAGACGAAGCUGAACGCUGUAUUGAUAUCGCAAUAAACGCUAUAAGAGACAACGAAGCUGAUAAAGCGAAGCGCUUUUUAGAAAAAGCACAGAAGCUGUUUCCGACUGACAAAGCUAACGCAUUGUUGGAGUCUCUGCAGCGGAAUGGACCUGGCUCCACUCAUAGCACUUCUUCAGAAGGCAGUAAUGAUUCCGAUGCAAACCAGCACAAGUCGGAUAACCACAGUGCUUCUAAAGAAAAAAAACCUGAUUCUACCAAAUCCUUCACCUCAGAACAAGUAGACGCUGUAAAAAGGAUCAAACAAUGCAAAAACUACUAUGAGAUUCUUGGGGUGCAAAAAGAUGCAUCAGAUGAGGACCUUAAGAAGGCAUAUAGGAAACUUGCACUUAAGUUUCAUCCUGAUAAAAACCAUGCACCAGGGGCUACAGAAGCUUUUAAAGCAAUUGGGAAUGCGUAUGCGGUAUUGUCUAACCCGGGAAAGAGGAGUCAUUAUGAUCAGUACGGCGAGGUGAAAAGCAAUGCUAGCAGACACAGCCAUGCUCACAGAGAUUUCCAGCCUGAUAUCUCCCCUGAGGAUCUCUUUAACAUGUUCUUUGGCGGAGGAUUCCCAUCUAGUAAUGUUCACAUGUACAGCAAUGGGAGAAUGCACUACAGCCAGCAGCGUGCAAGAAGAGAGGAGAGAGGUGGUGGCUUGGCUCUCUUCGUCCAGCUCAUGCCAAUCCUUAUACUUGUUAUUGUGUCUGCUCUCAGCCAGAUGAUGGUGGGUGACCCUCCCUACAGCCUCACCUUUAGACCGUCUUUGGGUCACACACAGAAGCGACUGACUGAGAAUCUGCAGGUGCCAUACUAUGUGGGUGACCGCUUCAGUCAGGAGUACAGCGGUAUAAGUCUGAGACAGGUGGAGCGCAGCGUGGAAGAGGACUACAUUUCCACACUCCGCAACAGCUGCUGGAAGGAGAAACAGCACAAGGAGGGUUUGCUAUACCGUGCAAGGUACUUUGGCGACAGUGAGCUGUAUCAGAGAGCUCAAAGGAUGGGUACUCCCAGCUGCUCCAGACUCGCUGAGGUUCAAUCUGCAAUCCAUGCAUAAAUCAGUAUCAUCAGUUCAACAGCAGGUGUAAAAGAGAAAGAUUUCCAUUUAAGACCACUGUACGGAGGGCAAAAAUGGUGAUAAAUGGUCGCAGAAAAUCAGCCAAAGAAAAGAGCCGUCAUACUUGUUGCAUAUUUGGGUUUGAGUGAGUGAGCAACAUUUCUGUGUUAAUUAGGAAUUCCACUGCUGUCAGGUUAUAAUGGUUUAUACAGAGCUUCUUUUAGUCUUUUGUAAACGUAAUUAACACCUCAAGGUAAAGAUUAGGAAAUCCAAUUAUGUAACUAAUAAUUAAGCUGAAAUCUAUUUAUUAUCUUUCAUACAGAAUUUCUGCAAGAACACUACAUAUCUUUAGUAGGUUUAGCAUAGAUUAUGAUCCAGCCACAUUGGAAUUAUUUAUAACUGUACAGAUGAGAUUUAGCUAUGUGGAGAUUUAUUGAUAGGUUAUGCUAAUUAAGGAUUAAUUGUUAUUUUUUGCACUCCAUAUUUUGAUUCUGGCCACUAGUAUUUAAGCUACUAUACUUCAUGUUGUUUUUUAUCAGAAUUUUAAAAUGAAGGCAUACACAGUCAAUGGACCCUUAAUUACAAAACUUAUGCCCAAGCGCUUUGUAAAAUGAAAUAAAUAAUCUGUGAUUUGUUAAUUCUCUUGAAUCUUCAUUUAACAGACAAAAGCAGAAUGAAAAGAUUUAUAAUGUUUUCACUGAUCGUCUUCAUUGUAUUUUGUAAAUAUCAACACAUUCUGAAUUUGAUGCCUGCAACACACUUUAAAAGAUUUGAGACAGAGGCAUGUUUAGCACUGUGUUUUAUUAUCUUUCCUAUUAAUGAGAAUUUUUAAUGGUUUAAGAAUUGAGGACACUAAUUGUUGCACUUUUGAAAAUGGAAUGCUUGAUGCGAUACUUUAUCUGCUCAACAGUCUGUGGUCAUUGUUGUCUGAUUCUCCUCUUCAUAAUGCAUCAUACAUUUUUAAUUAACAAAUCUAGACUGCAGGCAGGCCAGUCAAACACACAUACUCAGUGUCUACAAAGCAGAAGUAGUGUAUGCAGAAGGAUGCCUGGCUUUGUCUUGCUAAAAUGGACUUUCCUGUAAAAGAAAGCCACAUGUCACCUUGAUGGCAGCAUGUGUCUCUCUUAAAUCCCAAUAUACACCUCUGCAUCAAUGGAAUCUUCAUACAUAUGCAGGUUACCCAUGAUGUGGGGGCUGAUGCACCCUUAUACCAUGACGAUGUUGGCUUUUAGCACCUUUUGCUGAUAACAGUCUAGACGGCUCUUUUUUGUCUUUGGCACAGAGAACACAAUGUCUGUUUUUACUGAAAACAAGUUGAAACAAAAAGUUUCAUGUUGCACUACAAGAUGCAGUGGUGGACUGGGUUUAGUAACAAUGGUUUUCCGAAGUACUUCCAUGUCCAUGUGGCUAUAUUUAUCACAAUAACGUGACGGUUUCUCAUGCAGUGCCAUCUUAGAGCUUAAAGCUCACAUAAAUUGAAAAACGAUUUCUCGAUUUUUUGGCACAAAGUGGUGUCACAUUAUUACUGGCAAAGACUGAACCUCUGGUAGAUCCUUCUUUUAUAACCAAUCAUGAUUUCCUCACCUGUUACCAAUUCACCUGCUUAUUGUAGAAUGUUUUAAAACACGUUGAAUAUUCUGUAAACUUUUCACUCAUAUUUUGCCCUGUUGCAGACACCAAAAUUUUUUUAUAUUUACAAAAUACAAUUAUUUUCACAGUUACAUAAAGAUUCAAGAGAAUUAACAAAUCACAGAUUCUUCUUUUUAUUGCAUUUUACAAAAUGUCCCAACUUUUCUGGAAAUGGGGUUUGUAGAAAUAUACUAUAUUCAUGUAUUGUUCUGCAGCCACAUAACAGGCUGACUGAAUAAUUGCAUGAACUAGUAGGUUUUCAUGUAAUACUCCAGUUAGCCAGCUACGUGACAGAAGCACAAUGCAUAAAAUCAUACAGAUACAGGUCAAGAGCUUCAGUUUAACAUCACCUGAAUGAAUUUGACAGUGGUGUGAUUGUGCCAGCUCUUACAUGUACUACAUUCUUACACCAAUUUUACACCAAAUUGUGCAAAAAAACAUCCAGUAAGUGGCAGUUCUACAAACAAAAAUGGCUUGUUGAAAAAAAGAGGUCAGGGAAAGAUGUUCGGUCAGGUUUGAGCUUCCUGCAAGGCUUGUAUAAUUGAAAGAUUACUUAUUACAACUGCACUAAGCAUAUCAAAACAUACAACACAAUAUACAUUGAAUCUGAUGGGCUACAACAGCAGGAUUCACUUCUACUGGGUAAGAACUGGAAUUCAGUCCACAGCGUGCUCACCAAACUGGACAGUUAAAGAUCAGGAUGAAUGUUUGCCUGGAGCAAUAAAUCUACAUUUCUGCUGCAGCAUGCAAACAUUAGGUUGCAGAAUUUGUUGUAAACACCAUUAAUCCAUGGACCUACAUUGUAUCAACAGUUCAGAAUGGUGAUCGUCAAUUGGUUUGGGAAAUGUUUUUUUUUCACACCUUGAGCCAUAAUUAUUAAUUAAGCAUUGUGGGAAUGCCACAAGCUAUCUAAGCGUUGUUGCAGACCAUGUGCGUCGUGUGGCUGCUUCCAGCAUGUUAAUGUGCCAUGUCGCAAAGCCCAAGUUAAAAUAAACUGGUAUACAUUUAAUUUGGGAUGUGGUAAAGUGAAAGAUUUGUGUCAUAGAUGUGCAUCCAUGCCACAAAAUAUUGAGGAUUUUUUUAAAGUAAAAACAUUGUUCCUAAUAAAGUGGCCAGCGAGUUUAUAUACAAGCUAGAAAUAUUUCAUUUUGGAAUAAUAAAGCAAUGUUGCUGCUCUGGACAGUAAGAAAAUAAAACUGUGUUUGCCAGUCUUCAA